AUGAGAAAUCAGAGCUUUUACCCCCCUUCUAGCGAGGACAUGCCAGCUCCUCUCAAGUUUCCGCGACGCACAUCGUCCUUGCGUAAUAAGCGGCCACUACCUCACAUUGUCACAAUGAUUGAGCCUGAAUACAACAGGCAAUUGUUCACACUCCACGAAUGCGCCGACGAUGCUUCUCGGUCUUAUCACAAACGAAGCUUCUCCAUGGGUUCAUCACGGACGCCUACAAGCCCUGGUCUCGUCGAGUCGCCCUACAGUGAUGUAUCACCGACACUUCGUAUGUUCUCAACGUCAUACGUCAUGACAAAACCGCAAGGCAACUCUACCAGCUAUUUCGAUAGUUGCGUCAGAAAAACUCGCCAAGUAGUCCAUCCCAGCCAACAGAAGCCGCAAGGAAAAGUCCAAAAUUGGCUCUCCAAGCUCCCUAAUCGAAGGGAGUCGCCCUUUGAGGAGAAAAGGAGAGACGACGAAGUGUGCCAAAUAUCAAAGCCUAGACAGCCAUGCCCUGUCGCCGAUGCUUCUACAUCUACUGAAGUUGAGAAGCAAUUUCUGGAUCUGGAAGAAGACGACGAGUCGGAAACCUCCGAUUCUGAGGAUACCGGAGACCUUGACGGCUACCACGAGGCUCUGUUCAGGUUUUCAGCGAUCAGUGAUCUCGAUUUGGGCCCUGGCAUGACCCCUGACAAGAAACGCGCCAAUCCUUGGCUGGAUGGCCAUGUACAAGAAUGCAUCAAGCGACAUGUCCCAGAUGCCAUCUGUCAUGAGAAAUUCACCGAUAUUCCUGAGGAUGCGGAUACUGUAUAUCAGCUUCUCAACGGAUGGGAGCUUAAUCAUCACUUUGCAGUACUGAACAGAUCCAAACAUGGACUCCUCAACGCCUAUCCCAACAGCGAUGCGUUGGCUCGAAAAGAUCACAUGGCAAGUGUCGUGGAUUAUUGGAUCACCAAAAGACCCGAAAGCGUGCUUAAAGGUCAUAGUCCCGCGACCGUGAAGUUGUCCCUCGACUAUAGCGAAUAUGUUGAGGAUGCACUGGCUGCAGCGGAUGAUUUGACACUUCUGUACUCUCUUGAGGACAACGAAGCAAAGGACUCGUCGGAACGAGAUUGGUGGAUUUUGAAACCUGCCAUGAUUGAUUGCGGCCAUGGGAUUCGGAUAUUCAGUACCAUUGAUGAAUUGGCGGGUAAUCUUGAACUCGCUGCCGACAUCUCUGAAGAGGAUGAAGAGAGCGAAGAUGACGCUGAAACGCCGGAUACCAAGUUCGAAAGCGACGAUAGCGCUGAGGGUUUCAAGCCAAGUCUGUCGGCACCUGGACUUGAUUCGCUAGACGCCCUUAUCACAGCAACCGGAAAACUCUCCAUCCAGGGAAGCAACAAGAUACAGGAUCUGGUCAUCGACGAACAUGAGCGCAUUCCAUCUGCACUUCUCCGGGAAUUUGUCGCACAGCAAUACAUCGUUAACAUCCCACCUAUCGAUGGUCGAAAGUGGCAUGUUAGAGCCUACGUUCUCUCCGUCGGCCGUCUAAAAGUACACGUCUUCAACGAAAUGCUCGCUUUACUAGCACUUGACGACUACGAGCCUCCGUGGAAGAACCCCACUCUCAAAUCAUCCUUGACCAACACCGCGCUCCAAGACGAAGAAGAGUUCACCAGCAAAGAAUCCAUGAGAGACUUUUGGAAGAUCGACGAUGAUCUACUCCCCGGUGACUGGAAGAAGAGCAUCUUCGAUCAAGCUUGUCAAAUCUCGGGAGAGCUACUCCGCGCAGCCGCUCACACAAUGGCUGAUAAGUUCACGCCACUGGACAAGUGCUUUGAGCUCUUCGCCAUUGACUUCCUGACCGAUUCAAAAGGAACAGCGUGGUUAUUGGAAGUCAAUGAAACACCGGCGUUUUACGAACAAGGUUACGCGGGUGAACUUGCGCAGCGGCUUAUGGAGUCGUUGAUUUGUGUGACGUUGGAGCAUAUGGGGAUGGCUGAUAUGGAGAUCAUCGGCUAUUCGCGCUUCACUGAGCAGUAUCUUCCCGGCACGAUACACAGCCCAGCCGAAGACCCCGUCCUCGACUUCCUGGGACCGUUUCCCAACCCCCUCGAUCGUAUCCUCCUACGGUGCGACGUGCAGUCUCUCUUCAAUCUUCGACAAGUGAACUUGCAGCUGCGGGGAAUAAUAGCCAGGUCCCUGGCAUACGGGGACAUCACCAAGGCCCUUCCUCUGUACCAGGCGAUCCUCGGUACACAACAUGCGCAGCGCGUGCUUGUCAUUGACUUUUGGGUCCUGAUCACCACAAUGCGGUGUAACGUCUGCGAGGAAUCCGCCAUGCUCAUCAGCAUCCCUGAAUGGCUGCGGCUUUGCCAUACUUGCGUUGAGACUGGCGAACGAAAUGAUAGCGGCCUAGACCACAGACUCGGCGUUUCCAGGUUUGUACGAUUGAACACUUUGGCAGAGUGGCUAGCUUCAGGAAGAGCGAUACCUACCCAGUCCUGGGUCAAGGAUUACGGCGUCGGCUUGAAAGGCUAG
Messenger RNA from Fusarium tjaetaba, 2511 nucleotides. Its product is annotated as tubulin-tyrosine ligase. Gene Ontology annotation, cellular component: P-body. Bases 1 to 2511 code for a protein of 836 amino acids. NCBI's taxonomy places the organism in Eukaryota, Fungi, Ascomycota, Sordariomycetes, Hypocreales, Nectriaceae. Gene Ontology annotation, biological process: protein modification process. The transcript is spliced from 4 exons. The record is from RefSeq and is a predicted model, not a curated record.